AUGUUCAUAUUUGUUUGUGGUGACUCCCGAGAAGCAGCAUCCGUCAGAAUUUUUAGACGCGCUAAGGUGGUACUCUCCAUGAGAGGAACCCAACCCCAUACAAACAAUCUGGGAGGCCAAGGAGAUCAGCACUAUGCGCAGCCGGAAGUACAUCACGCAAGACGUAUUCCACUAGUACACGUGCAGCCACAAGCUUACGCUCGACAAACUCUAUCACCUCAUCAGCAGAAGAAAACAGAGUAUAAACGGAACUGCUACAGCUACAGUACGGACCGUGGAGAUGAGAAUACUAACUCAACCCGGCCAACUCGGAUUAAGUCAGAAGCGAGCUCACGAGGUUGGGUGCACAUGUCAAAAGACGAGAUUUUGUGCGAACUGUUCCUUGAGAAGAACAUCGAUCUCCGCAACUCCAUAAAACUUGGCUGUGGACGAUACAGCAAGGUUAUUACGGGUAAUAUGGUGCCUAGCGGAGAAUCGGUUGCAAUCAAAAUGAUCAACACGCAAAAAGUUACCGAGGAGUUUCGCUGCAAAUUUCUACCUCGUGAAAUCGAGUGCUGGAAACGCCUAAACCAUCCGCAUCUCGUUAGAAUUUUGGGUCACUAUGAGGCCAUGCAGCAUGUGUUCCUCACAAUGGAGUUCGCCAGUGGAGGAGACAUGCUUCAACAUGUUCAACGGCAAGGGCCUGUAAAUGAACACCAAGCCAUGAUUUGGAUGUCUCAAGUGAUCUCGGCUGUAUAUUACAUGCACACGAGAGGCAUAGUCCACCGUGAUCUCAAACUAGAAAACAUUGUGAUUUUCCCCGAAGAAGGAAUAAUCAAAAUCGGCGACUUUGGAUUUGCAAGAAGUGUGAUCAGAGGUGAUGCAUUAUCGGAAACGUACUGUGGCUCAAAAUCAUACUCAGCUCCGGAGAUUCUCAAAGGAGAACCAUAUGACCCCUAUAAGUCGGAUGUAUGGUCAGUGGGAGUGAUUGCAUUCGUAAUUGUCACCGAUUGUAUGCCGUAUUGUGAAAAGCGACCGAAUCCUGAGAUAGUGGAGGCUCAAAGAAUGCGCGCUUACGAGUACCCACAGAAGCUUCAUCUCUCCGCCGAAUGUCGAUUUUCGAUCGACACGAUGAUGACGUUCUCAUGGCGUGAGCGGCCGAGUAUAUCUCACUGCGGAUGUCUGCCGUGGUUUCAAACACUUGUGGCCCCGUGCAAUACUGCGCAUCUGGUGAAGCCACCGUUCUUUCGGCUCAAAUAGGCUCCAUAGGCAAUAAUCAUGAUUCCAGUUUUACUAUUUUGAAGAGAGAUUACGCAUAAAGUUCCGAGUGGU
Messenger RNA from Cylicocyclus nassatus, 1311 nucleotides. The record is from the annotation of a GenBank genome assembly. Lineage: Eukaryota; Metazoa; Nematoda; Chromadorea; Rhabditida; Strongylidae.